Molecule: messenger RNA, 4088 nt
Organism: Macrobrachium nipponense
Lineage: Eukaryota; Metazoa; Arthropoda; Malacostraca; Decapoda; Palaemonidae
Product: gastrula zinc finger protein XlCGF8.2DB-like
Exons: 7
Coding region: 337-1350 (337 amino acids)
Biological process (GO): regulation of transcription by RNA polymerase II
Cellular component (GO): nucleus
Molecular function (GO): DNA-binding transcription factor activity, RNA polymerase II-specific; RNA polymerase II cis-regulatory region sequence-specific DNA binding
Source: RefSeq, a predicted model, not a curated record
ACUACAACAACGUAAACAAACCAGAAAUUGUGAUUCUUCGUUCACAAACUUUACGUGCUUGAACAACAGGUCAAUGGUUUAUGUUGUCAAGGUUUGCGAAAAGAACGGGGCUCCUGUGACGAAUAUAAGUGCAAGUUCAUGUGAGGUGUUAAUAAGUUCAUAAAAUAGUAAAUAAGAAAUUCUCGACCUCAGAUUUGUGCAUUGGUGAAAGGAGGAGAAGGAGAAAAUCAAAUAAGAAAUAAACGAGUGAUAGAAGUGAUGAAUAACAAUAGAAGAAAGUAGAAAAGUUGGUAACUCUGUACAUAAAAAACUGACAUUGAAGGACCAGAGGCUAAAAUGAGCACCUUAGAAUAUCAGUUGAAAAGUGAGACCAAGGAUCCAGUAUCCCUGUCUCUCGUCAAGAAUGAAAAUGGAGGUUUAGCGGGGGGCAGUGAUGCCCCAGCCAACUAUACCUCUGUCUCUUUGGAUCCAAUGAUGGAAAUCAAGACGGAAAUGAAGGCGGAAGUGGAGGUGUCUUAUGAGUCUGAUGAUGACUUGGAGUUUCACUGUGAGGAUUUUACAUCAGCCUUCGGAGAUGAAGGCGAUUCACUGCCUAUCAAAAAGGAAGUCACUAAGAAGCCCUCUGCAAACCACGUGGAGUUCCACACGGGGAAGAGGACCUUCUCUUGUAAUGACUGUGGGAGGUCGUUCUCCAAUAAAACUCAUCUGAAGACCCACAUGGUGAUCCACACGGGGAAGAGACCCUUUGUGUGCAAAGACUGUGGGAAGUCGUUUUCUCAGAAAUCAACUCUCAUUGCACACAUGGUGAUCCACACGGGGGAGAGGCGCUUUGUGUGUAAGGACUGUGGGAAGUCGUUUUCCCAGAAAUCAACUCUCAGUGGACACAUGGCAAUCCACACGGGGGAGAGGCCCUUUGAGUGCCUGGACUGUGGGAAGUCGUUCUCCAUGAAAUCACGUCUCAGGAGACACACCGUGAUCCACAAAGGGGAGAGGCCCUUUGUGUGCAAGGACUGUGGGAAGGCGUUCUCCUAUAAAUCUAGUCUCAAGACCCACAUGGUGAUCCACACGGGGGAGAGGGCUUUCACCUGCAAUGACUGCGGGAGGUCGUUCUCCAAUAAAUCAAAUCUCAAGACCCACAUGGUGAUCCACACGGGGGAGAGGCCCUUUGUGUGCAAUGACUGUGGGAAGUCGUUUUCUGAUAAAUCAAGUCUCAGGAAACACAUGGUGAUCCACACGGGGGAGAGGGCUUUCACCUGUAAUGACUGUGGGAAUUCGUUCUCCAAUAAAUCAAAGCUCAAAAUCCACAUGGUGAUCCACACAGGGGAGAGGCCCUUUGUGUGCAAGGACUAAAUGUACUUCUUGUGAUAAAACUGCAUAUUACCAUAACAUUCAGUUAUGAUUAUUUACAAAGGGUUUUUCUUUUGUUUCAACUAUCAAAAUAUAGUCAGUUACAUGCAUUUUUAGAGAGAUUCUAACAUUUUUAGAGGGAUUCUAACAUUUUUAGAGGGAUUCUAACAUUUUUAGAGGGAUUCUAACCAUUCACUGGGAGGGGGCCCCCUGUAACACAUCCCCUACGAAUACAAGGGAUCCACUGUAUAUAGGAUUGCAGAAAACAGCCUGGCCUAAUAGCAUAGGUUAUUUGAGGUGCAGGUAUAGGGUUGUACCCUAGGCUAAGAGACGGGGCUUAGGGUAUCGCAGGCUGUCAAUUGGGGUGAAUGUUACAGCCUAAAGAGGGCUCCACUGUAUAGAGGCAGUCCCUGAUUAUCGGUGGACUCGGUUAAUAGUGAUCUGAUUUUUGGUGCCAUAAUGUGUCGAUUUCCGGUCAUUGGCACCGAUACAUACCGAGGCACCGUUAGCUGAUUAUCGGCACCACAAGUCCUAAGCUGAAAAGUCAUCGAAAAUUUGUUCGCUCUGGACAAACUCGAAAUGCUGCUGCUGCAAGUGUCAAUGCCUGAUCAAGUUAAGAAUAUAAAAACUGGCUUGUGUGGAACAAAUGAUAUUGAGGCAACAAAAGAUGAGAAAACUGAAAAUGAGGACAUUAGGAGUAACAUCCCUGCUCCUGCUGAUGUUAUUCUUGAAGAGAGUGUAGAUGACAAUGGUGGCCAAGGGCAAGAAUCUUCUUUGCUUCCACCCAAGAUGACUACUCUUCCUAACACUUCUAAAUCUUUACCAAUAUGUUAGAGAGGUUGGAGUCGAUAGCAUCCGGGAGUAGCAGUUGUGAUCUUCCAGAGGAAUCCCUCAGUGACCAUUAUGAUAUCAUCACCAUCCUCAACCAUGGGAGGAUAGGGAAUGUGUACUUGGCAGUUGACUGCUCCUCGGGCGAAGAGUUCGUCCUGAAGGCCAUUUGUCGCGACAUGUGCUGAAGGAGAGAAGUGCAAAGGGAGCAUCACUAUGCGUCUCACUUCGGCCACUCCAGCAUCGUGGUGGCCACUUCCAGACUUUUCCAGACUGAUCUCUACCUCGUUUACCCGAUGGAGAACGCCCCCUUCGGGGACCUCGGCAGCUUACUCCGCUCUAAGGCUAUCAAUGAGGUAAUCGCUGGAUUGGUUUAUAACUUGAUCAUGGAAACUAUGGCUUGAAUUGAGGCUUUCGGGCAUACUUAACCAAAUCCUUUCUUCUGACAACUCAGCCCUCUAUCCCAUCCAUCUUCCUGGGUGGCUAUCCAAGCGCCUCAGUGGCGUGGUUGGUAUGGUGUUGGUGUGUCACUUGAUGGACGCGAGUUCGAUUCUCAAGCAUUCCAUUGAGCAGUGAGACGUGUAUUUCUGGUGAUAGAAGUUCACUCUCGACGUGGUUUGGAAGUCAUGUAAAGCUGUUGGUCCCGUUGCUGAAUAACCAUUGGUUCCAUGAAACGUAAAAACACCAUACAAACAAACUAUCUCUACUUGAGCUAAUUAUAAAUUUAAACUAUUGUCUUCAUUAAAGAUCUGAAAACCAGGAGAUUGAUUUGUAUUUCUCGGUAUAAUGUUGGAUACUAAAGGAAAUAAUGUGAAACAACACUUAUCUGACCAUAGAUUUUAGCAAGCGGACCGAGUAAGCCGAAGGUCGCACCAGAUGGGUCGCAGAGCAGGUGGCCAGUGGCCUGACGUACAUGCCCAGCUUCCAGCUCGUCCACAGUAACCUGGUCGCAGAAAACAUCUUGAUCUUCAAAGCCAAUCUAUCGCUCGUCAAAAUCACCAACUUUGGGUCCACCUGCAGAGGUGGGGCGUAUGUCAGAUGCCGGACCAGCGCCGGGCCUUACAACCCGCCGGAAUUGUGCUCUGGUGAUGGCUCUGAAGGGUAUUACUCGGGCAUGUCCUUGGAUUCGUGGGCACUGGGAGUCCUCAUCAUUCAUUGCCUGACCGGGGUCCAGCCUUGGGCCACCAGCAAUGUCAGCGAUCAGGAAUACAAUGCUUUCAGGAACUGGCAGAGGGUCAAGUCGACCAGAGUCCCUAGACCUUUCAAAAGGUUCACUGUCCGUCUUCUACGACUCCUGUGGCAGCUUCUGGAACCCAGGGGCUGGUCGCGUUAUGCUGCCAAGGAGGUGUUCAAGUACCUCGAGGAUGACUGGUUGAUCAAAUCGGGGGACAGAGCUGACAGUCAGGACUUCAGCGGCGCAGCCAGUUAGUCGCAACAGCAGUCUUGGCUGCAGAGUGGUGUGACACAGCUCACUCUACGGGAUCGCCGACAGCAUUUACAGCAGCAGCAACAGCAGAGAAAAAGGUGGCAGCAGACAGAUGGAGAUGGAGAAGAAGUCCAGACUCCCCCCAAAGGGCGAGUUUCUAGUCCCAGGCGUUGUUUGGCAGUUGCUCCAAUUCACGUCACCGACAUCAUCCAUCAGACAGCGCCAGAGGAACCACGCCUGCCAGCAGCACUCUUCCUCUUCCUCCUCCUCCUCCUCCUUCUCUUUUUCAUGGCUCAAUUCCCCAUCUUCCUCAUCACCGUCGUUCAGUGCCUCUACAAGCUACUCCUCUGUAUAAGAGAUUAUCAUUAUUAAUUAAUUAUUAACAUAUCAUGUCACUUGCCUUCUACAAUAUGUCUACCUUUUGAUAAAGACAACGCUUUUUUCCUAAUCUUUCUUACGUUGCAAAUAUUAUAAAUUGGUGAAUUGA